This is a messenger RNA of Toxorhynchites rutilus septentrionalis, 1662 nucleotides long. RefSeq lists its product as uncharacterized. Gene Ontology annotation, molecular function: nucleic acid binding; zinc ion binding. The coding region runs from base 1 to 1662 and encodes 553 amino acids. The transcript has 5 exons. Lineage: Eukaryota; Metazoa; Arthropoda; Insecta; Diptera; Culicidae. The record is from RefSeq and is a predicted model, not a curated record.
AUGGCGGCCGGUGCAGCGUUAUUCCGUACAUUCGACGCGGAGAUGGAGGAGUGGGAGCUCUAUAGAGAGCAGCUCGAGCAGUUCUUUGUGUCGAACAAGGUGGAGGAUAAUAUGAAGAAACCGAAGGACAUAGAGUAUGUGGAACUAUGUAAUAUGCUUACUACACAUUUUACCCCUCCUUUAGUAGUGCACAAGGAAAGAAGAUUGUUUUUCCGUGCACAUCGACACGAAAAUGGCAACGAAUCUGUCAAUCAAUGGAUAGUUCGAAUUAGGAACCUAGCAGCCAACUGCAAGUUUGGGUAUUCGCUACAACAUAACCUUGUCAAUAAGCUGGUGGACGGACUGGAAGGCAAGGCGUUCGACAGAGUGUGCGAAGAAGACGAAAAACUUUCUCUAGAGAAGGCGCAAGAAUUGGCCCUAAAAUAUGAAGUGAAUGAACCCUUAACCCCUCUCCACUUUGUGAAGGGCAUACAGACUGUAAACUUCAAGACAAGAGAGACGAAAGCUGAACCGUGGCGAGAAGCAUCCAAUGGCAAGUGUUUGGCAUGUUACAAGACGGGGCAUUUCAAACGCGAUUGCAGAUUCAAGGAAUACAUCUGUAAGAAGUGUCACAAGAAAGGCCAUUUGAAGGUGACGUGCGAUGACCAGCGUAAUUUUUAUGUGUCAGCGGACGAGCAUACGAGCCCAGAAGACGAUGAGAGGGCAGGCAAGAGUGUGGAUCAAGUGGACUUACAUCAAAAUUCCAUACGUAAGGAUGCUACUAUCAGUUUGAAUAAAAUUGGAGCGGAUAGGAACGUAGAUUGGUACAAGAUUGAUGUUAGAAUAGACAAAUUGGAUUCUGGCGCAGGUCUUUGUGUUGUUUCGGAAGAAUUCUACAGACAAAAACUAUCUCGGUGGCGUUUGGAAAAAUCAGAUCUGAAGUUACAGUUGUAUUCCGGAGAAAGGAUGAAGGUGCUGGGAGUUAUCACUCCUACAAUUAAAUACAAUGAUAAAGUUCGGCGUGUCUUAUUUGCAUUAGUAAAAGUGCGUGGCCCACCCUUGCUUGGCAAGAAUUUUAUGAAAGCAUUCAAUGUAAAAUUGGCAGUGGUACAAAAUGUGAAUCUAAGUGAGGAAUCAAAACUAACGCAAAUUCUGAAACAGCAUUCGAAAUUAUUUAAGGAAGGUCUAGGGCGUUACAAAUACGCUCAAAUGGAGGCGAUCUGGCGUAGUGUGGCUACUUUUAAGAAACCAAGACAGGUUCCGUUCAAGUUCCAGAACGAAGUAUCGAAGGAAUUGGAUAAAAUGGAAGAAGACGGUAUUAUUACGAAAUGUGAUAGCAGUCAGUGGGGGACACCACUGGUUCCGAUGGUGGCAUACUUUGAGUUGGAUGAACGUUCAAAGGAGUUGUGUGCUAUUUCAACAACCCAGGGUGUGUAUCUAAUGAAUCGGUUGCCUUUCGGAGUCAAGCCGGCCUCGGGAAUAGUCCAGCGAGGAUUAGAGAAACUGUUCUGUGGUGUGGAAGGAGUUUCAAAUUUUUUGGACGAUGUUAUCAUUACUGGAUCCACGGAUGAAGAGCAUUUACAGCGUCUCGAACAAGUGUUCGUAGUGCACUACUUAGUAAGGAAAAAGCCAAAUUAUCCAAUAGGAAAUCUGAUAAACAAUCAAGGACCAGUGUACACCUAA